This is a messenger RNA of Lates calcarifer (barramundi perch), 4399 nucleotides long. RefSeq lists its product as uncharacterized. NCBI's taxonomy places the organism in Eukaryota, Metazoa, Chordata, Actinopteri, Centropomidae. Gene Ontology annotation, cellular component: nucleus. The transcript is spliced from 4 exons. Gene Ontology annotation, molecular function: methyl-CpG binding; zinc ion binding. The record is from RefSeq and is a predicted model, not a curated record. Bases 1597 to 3036 code for a protein of 479 amino acids.
CCUCCCCUCCACCACCACCCCUCCUCUCCUCUCCUCUCUCUCUCUGUCUCCUUCCCCGCCAGCCAUGAUCCGUGGCGGGCUAAUUCCCAGACGGUCUUCUUCUCCUUCCUCCUCUUCUCCUUCUUCCUCCUCUUCUCCUCAUCACCCUCUUCCUCCUCUCCUCCUCCUCCUCCUCCUCCUCCUCGCGGGCCCGGUAAGUAGCAGCAGCAGCACGCGCCGUCCAUCUUCUCGUUUUCUCCUCCUCUCUGUCGGACUGCAUGCUGUGUUCACGGUAUUUAUCGGUUGUUAUCAGGUCUGGCUUUUUUUUUCUGAUUGACCCCCCCCCUUCUCCCCCCUCUCUCCCUCCCUCCUUCCUCACUUCCCUCCCUCCUCCUCGCCUCACUCGCACUGUGCCUGAGGGGGGAGGGAGAGGAGGAGGGAGGAUGGUGGUGGGGGGUUAAUGUGUCGCGUGGGAGAGCCGUUUUCCCCUCGCGGCCGGUGGCCACCGUGACCUUCUGUCGGAGCUCGCGCCGGCCCGGUUGACCAGACAGGGUAAUUAGUUACGCCUCGAGGGAGUGGAGGGGGAGGGGAGGAGGAGGGGGGAGGAGGGUGCGAGAAGACACACACAUUUUCACACUGGCUGCGCACACGCACGCUCAGCGCAGGCACACACACUCAUGCUCUCAUUCUCUCUUUGCGCCGCACACAUUUUGUUUCCGUCUGCAAACACACACAUCAGUACACACAGUUUUCUCUGCCUGCACGCACACACAUUUUACUCAUACGUCUCUUUUUCGGCCACGCACACACACACACACACACACACACACACACAAGGCAGCAAAUGUCUUAACACUCCUGUCCACCUGUGUGUGUGUGUAGAGAGGUCAGAGGUCAGUCGUACAAGGGCGAAUAGUUUGCGAGCUUUAGUAAAGAACCCAGUGUUGAUUUUCUGACCAGACUUACAGAACUUUUCCUCGCAUUGCUGAGGUCAAAGUUGAAUUCAGCUGCAACUUUUGGCGGGAAAUCGACAGAUUUGUCGAUGAAGCUUGCGUAGCUGGAAACGACGUCCUCGCUGAGUUGCCGGUUGGGAUUCAGUGCUCCGUUGCUCAAGGACACUCUGGUGUUCAGAACAUGUUUGUUUAAACAGCUGACGGCUGCACCUCCUGCUUUUCUCCGUUUGUUCGCAGUCAAGUUUUAUUCAUUGUUUCGACAGGACGUUGUUGCUUUUAGCGGCGUUGCUUUGUGCACCUUUGUUGUUUUGGUCUUUUGCGAGUCCUUUAUGGUUUAGAUUUUGAACUUAAGGUGAACACUGAAACAGAGCUCAGAGAGAAAGACUGAGUAUAAAUCUGACUACAACAAGGACGCCACUUUGCGUCUUCUUUAUGUGAUGUAAUGAGGGGAUCACGCUACUACAGAGUCGAUGAUACAAAAACGUUGCUCUUUGAUGAAUGUUGCCAUUUUGUCAUUAAAAGUUGUUUUAAUAUUACCUGCAAACUGUAAAAGAGGAAAUUGCUUCAGUUGUAUUGUGGGAAAUGAAGUCCUGUUUUAAAAAGUUUACAGUAUUAACAAAAUAUUUUCAAAAUACCUGUAUUAUAUUGUGUGCGAGAUAAUUUGAUGAGAAAUGUCUGUGAAGUCUUUCAUCUGUGGCGACAUGACAGCGACGAGGUUACGUUUUCAACCUUCGAUACCUUCACAGUCCUCGUCUUUGUUUCCAUUCACAGAGCAAAACGAAUCAACGACGUGGGACUAACUUCCUUUGUGAGCAAGUGUGUGCGUGCGUGUGUGCGUGCAUGUGUGCGCGCAUGUGUGUGUGAGGUCAUGUCGGGCAUGACGAGCGGCGUGUGCGUGGAGAGCGACCUCUCCACGAUGCUCCAGAGAAGCUCCGCCCCUUCCCACCAUCACCCGAAUCACCAUGGUUACAGCGGACAGGGACAGGUGUCGAGUCUGGCUCCGAUGCUGGAUUACACCACAGAGAUGGACCGUUACCGUUCGUCCAUCGCCAGCUUCUACAAGACCAACGUCAACAUGAACAUGAAUGUCACAAACUUCCCUCAGUCUGCCAAACUUGCGGCUCGUUUGGCAGCUGCCGCACCCAUCUUUCCCCCCGCCGCCGCCAGGCUGGGCACCAUGGCGACAGCGCCCUGGGGUUGCCACGACAAUAUGAACGUGAACAUGAACGUGAACAUGAACCAUCCGGCAGCCAUGUUCUGGGGCCGCCCCAAGCCUGUGGCAACUGCACCGACACACCACCACCACCAUCACCACCCCUCUGCAACGCAGGGUCAUAUGACCUCCUCACAUCCCCACAGUACCAGCAUGCACCAUGGUGGCGGGGGGUCAGGAGGGGGAACGGGAGGAGGUGGCGGGAGCAGUGAGGGGGGAGGAGCUGAAAAACAUGGACACACUGCCUCCUCACUUCCUGUCACACAGGGAACAGCACACCAUCACCCUAUGGCACCUAGCAAUGGAAACUUCCUCCCCGCUUACGGCAGCGGUGCGGACUGCGGCAUCAUGAACAAGCAGGGACAUGCCCACCCGGACAUGAUGGGCCUAUCAGAGGGCGGUAGCUGCAAUGGGGGAGGAGUGAUGGGUGGUAGCUUUCUGGGGGGGCUGGGUUUACCCCCUGGGGUCAUUGUGAUGGCAAUGGGGUCGGCAGGGGGCGGGAUCUCAGACGCUGGCAGCGCCUUCCAGAUGACUGGUGGCCAGCGGGCGCUAACGGACUGCCAGCAGCACGCCAACUCCUCCCCCUGCCCCUCCUCCUCCUCGCCCUCAUCGUCGGGGGUGACAGCAGGGGGCGUGGCCUUGUCGUCAUCGUCAUCUUCGUCGUCGGGGGCAGUGGCCAAGAGGAAGAGGAAGCGGUGUGGUGUGUGCGGGCCGUGCAGGCGGCUGAUAAACUGCGGCGUCUGCUCAUCCUGCCGCAACAGGAAGACAGGUCACCAGAUCUGCAAGUUCAGGAAGUGUGAAGAGCUGAAGAAGAAACCGGGGGGAGGAGGAGGGGGGCUGGAGCGGCCGCCAUCCGUCCCGACCGGCGAGGCAUUUCGUUGGUUCUUCUAGCCGUCCCUCCACCAUCAGAGUUGCGGCCUGAGGCUGAACCGGAAGUUACCAUCGCAUACAGACAACAAAUCAGGCUUUGGAUGAAGUUAACAAAGGACUAAAAUCUCUGGAAAUGAACCAAAUGCUUUGCAACAGGAUUACAAUUUCAUACUGUGUGGAUAACAAUUUAAGACUACAAAUCUCACCUCAACUGGAACAGGGAACCAGCUAGGCGGACAGAGGAAGAGGGGGCAGUUUGGUCACAGGCGAGAGGAACUGGCCAAUCAGCAUGAUGUUUUUCCUAAACAUGUUUUCAGCAAACCACAAACCCAUCGUAGCCAAACCAGGAAGAUUCAGGCCUCAACCACAGAAAACGAUUUACAGUUUGACCAAAACCUGAUGACAAGUUAACCUCAAAGGAAAACAACUUCACCACAGAGGGAGAACAAACUGACCUCAGCAGGAAGUGAUCCAGGACUGUUAUUAAGGACUCCAAGUUCACCACAGUAGGACUACAAUUACCACAUCACUGUUAUUUGUCUCUUCUGUCUACCUCCUCCUCAAGAACUUUAAAGGCACCUUGAUUGAUUUUUACGGGGCUGUGUUCAUGCUGGUACAACAUAAUCUGUUUCUUAACUCUCGAGAUGGUCCAGAGCUGAUCUGCUUCUCAUGGCUUCUCAUAGAAUCUGGUGUUAAGAUUUUUAUUUUUUUUAGUUUACUACGCUGCCUAAAGGAGAAGUUAAACGUUUAUUUUAUCUGUCUGGAUUUCACUGGAAAGUUCUCAGGGCGCAGUCACACUUCCAUUUGGUUUUAUAUGAACUGAAGCAAAACUCAUUCUGUUGUAUUUUUGUAUUCGCAUUAAAAGGUGGCAGUGGAAGGUUAAUAAUUUCUAUCCUCAUGAAAAACAAUGUUUGCUAACAAAACUCCAUUUGGGUGGAGUUUAACUUUGAAUAUUGGCUCUAAAUUGGCACCUCCAGUUCCAAACAUUCCUAUUUCUAAAGUCUGUAUCUGUUAAAACCUCACGUCGACCUUGAAGAGAGUUCAGAACCAGUUUCUCUGUUCUUGUAUCAGUGCAGAUUGUACCACAUGGUGACCAACAGGAAACAACAGGAGAAUCCACCUGCAGUUUAAAUGCAGUGUGGGAACUCUUUCUGGGAUGCUCUGAGGUUCUGAGCUGAAUCCUGCGGGACUAAAGGGAACUGAACCGAACUGAGAGAAGAACAUUCCACAUAAAAAAUACAUUUCCAAAACAUCUGUGUGUCUGGUUUUUAGAUUACACACCAACAUGUUCCUUUUAAACAAAGACAUUUAGUUAAAUUUGACCGCCCUUACACAAUGAUGGCCAACGUGAACACACAACUUUCUUUAGACAUCCUCAUUAAAA